Messenger RNA from Scomber japonicus (chub mackerel), 10496 nucleotides. RefSeq names its product neurobeachin-like 2 (gene nbeal2). Gene Ontology annotation, molecular function: protein kinase binding. Lineage: Eukaryota; Metazoa; Chordata; Actinopteri; Scombriformes; Scombridae. The record is from RefSeq and is a predicted model, not a curated record. Gene Ontology annotation, biological process: intracellular protein localization. The transcript has 55 exons. Bases 191 to 8638 code for a protein of 2815 amino acids. Gene Ontology annotation, cellular component: membrane; cytosol.
UCUGAUAAGUUUGAGCGUCGAAGCGGAAAGGAAAGCACUUUUGCGUGGAUUUUUUAAAAUUCUGCCUGGAUUUGCAGGAAUGGUUCACUGGAGCGUGCCGCGACCUCCUGCUUUUAGGAAACAACUUCAAGCAGCCCUGGUAUUGACAAUGCUUACCAAUUUUAUGUUUAUUUGAGGGGGGGAGGAGAUAAUGAGCAACCACAAGGGCGGCGGAAUGGCAUCAAAGGAAAGGCUGUAUGAGCUGUGGAUGUUAUAUUACACAAAGAAAGACGUGGGUUAUCUGCAGCAGUGGCUGGAGGCGUUUGUUGCGUCCUUCGAGAGGCUCAUUGAUGUGCAGUCACUGGAGCCUCGGAGGCUGGAAGAGUGCAGCUCUGAGGUGCCCUUGCUCCCCAGGGAGGUCCUGGUGUUCCUCAGCACUCAGCUAUGGCACAGUGCACUGCACCUCUCAGGCGCCGAGCACAACAGCAGCACCCCGCACCCGCUGCUCCUCAUCAAGUUCUUCAUUAUUGUCUGCAGGAAUAUGGAGAACAUCGACCCAGACAAGACCCCCAGUUUUAUUUUUGAAACUAUCAAGCUUUUAAAUUUCUGUCUGGAGCAGCUAAAGAAGGGACAAGAGGAGCAGUCGUCCCUGCAGUCAGUUGUGCUGUAUGGACUCGUGCUGUGUGAGAGUUUGUUUGAUCCAUAUCAGACAUGGAGGAGACGCCUGGCAGGGGAGGAGGUUAGCUUGCUGGAGAGGAACAAGUAUAAGUUCUCCCCGCUGGCCCUGCCAGAAGAGCUGCCUGCUCUUUUCCAUGAAAGUCUCCAGGAUAGUGAGCAGAUCCCAGAGCUCCUCACACUCAGACUGGUUCAUCUCCAGGGUGCUGUCAUCAGUGGAGGAAAGAAAAAUGGUCUUCUUUCCAUCACCCCUCACUCUGUUACGGACCUGUUCUCUGUUCUGCGAGCGUGGUGCUGCCGGACUUUCCCCCUACCCAAGGACAGUGGGCUCCCACGGAUCAUCUUGCAGUGCCUGACUGCAAUGAUCCACCUCCUGCACUUCAGCAACCCCACAGAGCGGCAGGUGGAGAUCAAGACUAUACUGGAGAGCUACUUCCAGCUUCUCAACUGGAACCGGCCGCUUAGCAGUGACCAGCAAGACAGGCAGACCUGGGAGGACAGCCUGAUCUCCCUCCAGAGCCAAAUGCUAACUGCUGUUCCUGAGAUCCUGCAGUGCUCCGACAGACCAGUCCUGCAGGCUGUCUUUCUCAACAAUAACUGCUUUGAACACAUCCUGAGGCUCAUUCAGAACAGCAAGCUCUUUCAGAGCAACAGGCAUAGGCCGGAGCGUGAGGUUGUGUGUGACCUCACUACACGUUUACUCACAGAGGUCGAAGUGGACCAGGUGUGGGAGAAAGGAUCAGACAGUAUUACAGUUCAUGCUUUAGGAGUCCUCACUGCUAUAAUGAGUAACUCUCCCUCUGCAAAGGAGGUUUUCAAGGAGAGGAUAGGCUACUCCCAGCUGUUUGACGUGCUCAAGAGUCAAGGUCAACCCACCAAAAGGCUUCUCCAGGAGCUAAUGAACAUGGCAGUGGAGGGAGAACAUGCCCACGCACAUCAUUUGGGCAUCAGUAAUGACCAGCCUUUGCUGCUGCUCCUGCAAUGGCUGCCUGACCUGUUUGGUCAGCGGGACCUUCAGCUGCUGGUGGCUCAGUGGCUCGCUGCUGUGUGUGGUGGCUCCUUAUCCUGUCGCACCGUGGCUGUGGAGGCAGGCAUGGUGGGGGCUCUGCUGCAGGUACUCUCGCAGCCACAAUGUCUGGACAGGCAGUGUGCAGACGCCCUGCUGGGACUGCUGCAGGACUUGGGUUCUCUGUGUCUGAGACCAGAGGAGCUGAAGAGCCUGCUUAGACUGCUCAGGGUGGAUCAAGACAAUGCUGCAGUGGUAGGGAGGGUGCACCCCUACUGCACUCGAAUCAUCCGGGUGCUCUCGACCAUGGCAGCGAGAGAAGGUCAGGACAGUGCCUUGCAGUACUUUGAUCUUACACCCCCCAUGGCAGGUAUUAUGGUGCCCACAGUCCAGCGCUGGCCAGGAAGUGGCUUUGCCUUUCAUGCUUGGCUCUGCCUCAAUAUGGAGUUCCGCUCCUGUCACUCUGACUUUAACAACCGUAAACCUCCUGCCAACUCUGGCAUAGGAGCUCAGCAUGACAUGGGAAAAGGACCACGGAGAAAGCAGCUGUACAGUUUCUUCACAGCAAGCGGAACUGGGCUGGAAGCCUUCUUCACCAUGGAGGGUGUGCUGGUUGUGGCUGUUUGCACUAAGAAAGAUUACAUGGCUGUCGCAUUGCCAGAGCACCCACUAGCUGACUCAUGCUGGCAUUCAGUGGCUAUAGUCCACAUCCCGGGCCGUCGUCCUUUUGGCCAGAACCUUGUCACCAUCUACAUCGAUGGAGAGCAACGCAAAACUGCUCAACUUCGCUUUCCAUCUUUCAGUGAGCCUUUUACCUCCUGCUGCAUCGGCUCUGCGGGCCAUCGAACCACUACCACCACUACCUCCCCCAAUCUGCCUACAACCUCGUCCUCCAGCCCAUCGCCUGAGUUUGCCUUCCCUGCCCAUGCCCCCUCCCUCAUGCGUUCCCAGUCCUUUCCGGCCUCCUUUGCUGGAGGUCGCUGGGGGUCUUUCGGUGACUCCCCAGUGCACACCAUCCCAGCGGGACUGCAGGAUACAGAAUGGGGAACACCCACAUCUCUAGAUGGACUCCUGGGCACUGCCUUCCUUUGCCAUGAGGCUCUCCAGCAAACUCACACAAGAGCUCUAUAUGCUGCAGGCCCCAACCACGUGUCCUUAUUCAAAGCGGAUGGAGAGAUAUCUGAUCUGAACAGCAAACUUCUGCUCUACUACACUCCACAGGCCUUCAAGAACCAGAUAUGUCUGGAUCUGUCUCCCAACCACCAAUAUGAUGGCAGGCUGACAGGACAUAGGGUAGUGAACUGGGACAUCAAGGAUGUUGUAAAUGUGGUAGGCGGUAUUGGGGUUUUGUUGCCCCUGCUGGAGCAAGUAUGUGACGCCGAGCAGGUUUACAAUGGUGGUCAAGAGAUCUCAGACCUGCUCGGACCUGAGCUCACUUCCCCUCGAGGUCCCAGCAUGCUGCUGCCACUGAACAAGUCUGCAGAGGGCAGACUGGAGAGAAACAGCAUUGCUGCCUUCCUGCUUAUGGUGAAAAACUUGAUUCGUCAUCACCCUGUUAAUCAAGAGAGCCUGCUGCAAAGCCACGGGCCGAGCAUCAUAGGGGCCUUGGUCAGCAAAGUUCCAGGCAGCAUGAUGGACAUGAACGUUUUGAUGGCAUGUCAGCUGUUGCUGGAGCAGGUUUUCAAUGAAGGCAACAGCCCACUUCUGCAGCAACUCUACCAGCACCUGCUCUUUGAUUUCAGAAUCUGGAAUAAAAGCCAUUUUGCCGUUUGUCUGGCUCAUGUCCAGUACCUGUCAUCUGUGAUAAACAAAGGCAAGCAGCGCCUGAAGAGGAAGUAUGGGGUUCAAUACAUUCUGGAUACCAUUCGCACAUACUACAGUGUGGAGAAAGAUGGCAGCGGUCUGUCUGAUGAGAAGCAGACAAUUCAGACUUCUCUGUUCAACUUGCUGAAAGACUUUCUCAAGUCUCCUACGCCAGAGGAACUUCACAGUGUCCUUGCCUACAUUCUCACUGUAGGGGAGGAGCAGCAGGUGGUGAGGGCCUUGGACAUCCUGUACGAGCUUUUGCGGAGCAGCCCUCCUCGUGAGCAGGUGCAGACCGUACUGCUGGAGUCAGGCGUGGAGCAGUUUUACAGUUUGCUGCUUACCCAGAGCUUUGGAGACGAUGCCAGAGAGAGGGUCUUCAGGGUCCUAUACAAAAUCCUCAAGAGUGAGCGAGUGUCGGAGCGCAACAAGCAGCGCAUUAAGCUGAAGGAUUUUGGCUAUCUUGGACUGGUAUGUUGCCUCGAAGCCAUUCCCGUAACCAUGACAACCGUGCGAUGUCUUUACGAGCAGGUCCUUGCUACAGAUCCGAACCCUAGCUUCAGAGACCUUCUGGCUGUGAUCUGUCUGUCCCAUCAAGCUGAGCUCACUGUUCGUUUGGAUGUCUGUCGCAAGCUCUUUUAUCUGAUCUACUCCAAUGAGGAUUAUGUGAAGCAGCUCGCUAAACACCCUGGCUGGCAGGAUGUUCUCACCAAGCUCUAUGUAAAAGAGUCCUAUGAAUCCCAUGCUGCCAGCCUUGCAGGCUCCAGCAUCCACAGUUCCUUUGAGCCAAACUACAGGCCUCCACUGCGCAGGGAUCAGUCCCUGGUCAUCGAGGACUCUCGCUCAGAAGUCUUCCUGAGCUACCACAACUCACAGGACAUCGAGGACGAGGACGCGGAGGAUGAAGGUGGCCAGCGGGACAUCUCAGAAGGAUUCUCUGAUUUAUCCCAGUCGCCUCCUAGUGGAGGUGGAGGCACGCUGAAGAACUUCAGGGGCUCCCUCCAUUUCAAGUCGUUUGAUUCAGUGGACCAGGAGAGUCACUCAUCUUCUCUCUCCAAUGCUGUUGACAUCACUUCGUAUCGCCUCGAUGAGGAGGGGAGAGACUACCAGCCUCUUUCCCCCUUUGGUUCACCCUUUGAUUUAGAGCUAAGCGGUGUGGGAGAGACUGGCUCACAUACCCCUGCAGGUAGCCUGACAAACACACCAUCCCCUCUGGAGCACUGCAAACCUUUUCCACCGCUCAGACCCAGGAAGAGCUCCAGUCUAUCAAAUGUGCUGGAUGACACCAGCUAUGGGACAGACCCUCCAACUGGAGACACAAUCUCUAAUACGUCCAACCCACAGCAGACCCCAGAGGAGGAGCUGUGCAACCUGCUCACAAACAUCAUCUUCUCUGUGCUAUGGAGCGGCAGUGGGGCAGAUGGUGCCGGGGACGUUGUGUGGAGAGAAAGAGGACAGGUUUUCUCUGUUCUCACCAAACUGGGCUCAUCCUGCCAACUGGUCCGCCCGCCUGAUGAAAUCAAACGCAGUCUGUUGGAGAUGAUGCUGGAAUCGUCUUUGUCAGACCUGAGAGACGCCCAGGGAGUGUCUCUGCCUUUCUGUCCCAGCCUGGUGAGGCUCCUCAGGCUGCUGCAGGAUUUCCUCUUUGCUGAGGGAACAGACAAUUACACACUGUGGAGUGAAAAGAUCUUCGAGGGGGUGGUGAACCUGCUGGACAGGUUGCAGGCCUGGCACAGCACCCCCGGCAGCCCCGGGAACACCGAACUGAAGGAAAUGGCCCAGAUAGGCCUGCGUAUCAUCACCGGCUAUAUCCAACAGCAGCAAUCACAGGUGUGUGUGAUGGCCUUCGUGAAGCUCCACAGCCUGCUCCAGACAGUGUUGUGUCUGAGUUGGGAGGAGGUGUGCUUCCUGCUAGGGCAGCUUGGUGCCCCCUUGUGGCCGGGAGGUGUAAUGGAUGGCACCAACUGUGGGCACCCUGAGACUUUCUCCCAGCUAGUGCCCAUCGUGCGUACGCUGCUUGACCAACAUGCCGACCCUGUCACCGUCCAGAAGCUGCUGCCAAACCUACCAAUCACCAAUGGCAGCACCACCUUCGCUCAAGACCUGAAAGCUUACUGUCACACGCUGGAGUGGCAAGGAUUUUACCAGCAGCAGGUUCAGCCUACUAUGGAGCAGUAUAAACUGGACACAUUUGGGAGGAGCCAUGACAUCAUGUCCAAUUUCUGGAAUUCCUGUUUUGACGACCUGAUGAGUACGGCUUUUAAACGGGACAAAGACAGAUCAGACAGCAAAUCUAAGUUUCAGGAAGUGAUUGUUGAGCCCCACCAGAAGCGAGUCAGAAGUGAAAACAAUAGGUACUUCAGUUGUCAGAAGCAAAUCUCCAGCCAGCAGGGGGUGGUGUGGCAGCACUGGAAAGCUCUCCGCAGGCUUUUGACCAGUGAGAGAGGAGCAUGGGACAAGAGAGUUCAACCUGAGGUGAAGUGGAAAUUGUCCAAUGCAGAGACCUAUUCAAAGAUGCGUCUCAAACUUGUGCCCAACUACCACUACGACCCUCACAGUGAGGCCAGUGCCUUAAGGGACAACAUGGGAGCUGACAGUCCUCGGAGCUCUGAGCCUCUCCCAUUAGCUGUUGCCAAAGAAGCAAAAGUGAGCGACAUGGAGGACGAUCAGUUAGGUGAAGAGGACCUUGUCUUUCUGGAUGACAAGGCAGAGGGAGAGGAUGAGAGUCAGAAAGAAAAACUGGUUCUAUCAGAAGACUGUGAACUCAUCACCAUCGUGGCGGUCGUUCCAGGUCGUCUGGAGGUUACCACACAUCACCUUUACUUCUAUGAUGGCAGCAGUGAGAAAGAAGAGACAGAGGAGGGCAUCGGGUUUGACUUUAAGAGACCUCUGUCUCAGCUCAGAGAAGUCCAUUUGAGGCGCUACAACCUGCGACGCUCUGCAUUGGAGCUUUUCUUCAUAGACCAGGCUCACUAUUUCAUCAACUUCAGAAAGAAGGUACGAAACAAAGUAUAUUCAAGGAUUCUGGGGCUGCGACCUCCCAACCUGUUUUACUUUGGCUCCCGCUCUCCCCAAGAGCUCCUGAAGGCAUCCGGGCUGACACAGAAAUGGGUUUGCAGAGAAAUCUCCAAUUUUGAGUAUUUGAUGCAACUGAACACCAUUGCUGGACGCACUUACAAUGACCUGUCGCAGUAUCCUGUGUUCCCCUGGGUCCUGUGUGACUACACCUCUCCCACUCUGGAUCUUGAGGACCCGUCAGUUUUCAGAGACUUGUCCAAACCCAUUGGUGUGGUCAACCCUCGCCAUGCACAGAAUGUCAGAGAAAAGUAUGAGAGCUUUGAGGACCCAACAGGCACCAUUGACAAAUUCCACUAUGGCACACACUACUCUAAUGCAGCAGGAGUCAUGCACUACAUGAUCCGCAUGGAGCCCUUCACCACCCUGCAUAUCCAGCUGCAGAGUGGCAGGUUUGACUGUGCAGACAGACAGUUCCACUCGGUGGCAGCAGCCUGGCAGGCUCGCAUGGAGAGUCCAGCUGAUGUCAAAGAGCUCAUCCCGGAAUUCUUCUACUUCCCAGAGUUCCUGCAGAACAUGAAUGGCUUUGACUUGGGACAUUUGCAGAUAUCUCAGGACUCAGUGACGGAUGUUCUGCUGCCUUGCUGGGCCACAUCAAGAGAAGACUUCAUUAAGAAACACAGGAAAGCUCUGGAAUGUGAGCAUGUGUCAAGUCACCUCCAUGAGUGGAUUGACCUGAUCUUUGGCUACAAGCAGAGAGGAGAAGAGGCAGUGGAUGCACUCAAUGUCUUCUACUACUGCACUUAUGAGGGUGCAGUAGAUCUGGAUGCAAUUGCCAAUGAGACGGAGCGAAAGGCCCUGGAAGGCAUCAUCAGCAACUUUGGACAGACUCCCUGUCAGCUUCUAAAGGAGCCUCACCCUCCUCGUAUGUCAGCUGAGAAUGCAGCCAGGCGGCAGGCCCGCCUGGACACUCUGCCUCUCAAUAUCUUUGAUCAGCUCAAUAAACUACGACCAUUUGUGGAGGUGGUGAGUGACAGCCUUCCUCUGGUCCAGGCCGUGGUACCAAAGAGCCAGACUCGCUCCUUCAUCAUCCAGGGCUCAGAUAUACUGGUGACUGUGGGCUCAAAUGGUUUAAUAGGAACACACAGCUGGCUGCCAUAUGACAAGAGCAUUGCCAACUACUUCACCUUCACUAAGGACCCCUCUAUGACUAAUCCAAAAACACAGCGUUUCUUGAGCGGACCUUUCUCUCCUGGCGUGGAGAUAAGCGCUCAGGUCCUGGUGGUGUCCAAUGAUGGACGUCUGCUGUUUAGUGGAGGACACUGGGACUGCAGUCUCCGCGUCACCCAACUGGGCAAAGGCAAGCUGGUGGGCAGGAUCUGCCGGCACAUUGAUGUUGUCACUUGCUUGGCUCUGGAUCUUUGUGGCAUCUACCUCAUCUCUGGUUCAAGGGACACAUCCUGUAUAGUGUGGCAGGUUCUACAGCAGGGUGGCUUCUCCAGUGGCUUGUCUCCUCGGCCGGUGCAGGUCCUCUGUGGACAUGACCAGGAAGUCACCUGUGUAGCCAUUAGCACUGAACUGGACAUGGCUGUCUCAGGGUCAAAGGACGGGACGGUGAUAGUGCACACUGUCAGACGAGGCCAGUUCCUACGAACGCUAAGGCCUCCAGGUGACAGCUGUGUGCCUGCUGAAAUCUCAGAGCUACAGGUGGGCAUGGAAGGCCACAUUGUGGUACAGACCUCGCUAGAAGAACGCCCUAAUCGGAAGGGCAAGUACUCCAUUCAUGUUUACUCAGUUAACGGCUGUCUGCUGUCUUCCGUCACCAUGGAGGAGCAAGUGACUGCUCUCCACUUGGUGUCUGAAUACAUCAUCCUGGGCACCAUGAAGGGAAGCCUCCACAUUAGAGAUUUAUGCAGCCUGGAUGCUGCUGUGACGCCUCUGGCCUUGAAGGUCCCUGUGAGGAGUGUGUCUGUCACCAAAGAGUGCAGCCACAUUCUCGUAGGACUGGAGGACGGAAAGUUAAUUGUGGUGGGGGCAGGGAAGCCAGAGGAGGUUCGCUCAGGACAAUUCCCUCGUCGCCUUUGGGGCUCCACACGCCGCAUCUCUCAGGUGUCUGCAGGUGAAACUGAGUACAAUCCCACUGAGAAUGCUGGCAAAUGAGAUGAGCAAUGGCGGAUGAACUCUGAGAACUCUGAAACUGCUGCACCGCCAAGAUGCUCACCAGACUCAUUAUGGCCUUCCUUUACAAGCUAGGAAACUAUCCUUAUCAGCCACUGAUCUCUCUGAGAGAGUGACUAUACACUGAGCACUUUUUUUAUUCUUAAAUGAGUUGAUUGUUUUAUUACGUAUUUCAUUAACAGUUGUGCACUGUUUUAAAUCAGCAUCAUUCCAAAGAGUGGCCUUGUUUUGUAGAUGGAGGAAUCUCAGCCUUUGAGGUUGUGAACUGCUGUUGGACUAUAUUCAGUGAGUCAUAUUUCAGGGGUGUGACUCACGCUGAUGCACACACAGCCUCAGACACAGAGAAAAGUAACGCUGUGAACUCCCCAGGCUCCAUGUUCUUGACUCUUUGUUUUAUUUUUUGUCAGUCCCUGUGCGGUUGAAUGUUCCAAAGCCAUUGUUUGGCAAUGGCACCUUCUUAAAACUCCUGGAAACUUGAAAACUACAGUAGACAUUGCUCGAGAUUUCCACAUUGCAAUACUGUUGAAUACCACAAAAGGGUUGACUUUGUAAAGACAGACACAGAGUAAUCUGCUGUGUCAGGAUUUGCUAGUCUUUGCACCAGAAAUGCACCACAGUACCACAGUGUAUAAUUCUGCAUUCCUUUAGGCUCUGAGAAAUGUAAAACUGUUACAAUUAAAGCAAUAACUGCUUUAAUGGUCAAGUAUGUGAAAUAUGUUCACUUUUUAUGACUGUGGAGCUGGGAUGCAACGAAAUGCAAGAGGAGAGCCUUCUGUUGCUUUACACAAUGGAGUAAAUGUCUUUAUAAAUGCACAGUUGCUUCUGUAACUGUUUUGUUAUUACUGGUGUUCAACACACGACUAUAUAACUGUUUUAUUUGAUCUAAAAAGUGCCUUUUUAAGCUGGUGUCUGGAGCAAUGUAUAAACACUGAAUUCCAUGCAUUUCCAUGUAAGAUCACUAUGUGUCAGAUGUAUCCCUGUUGAUCUGUUUUAAACACACUGUACUAAUCUACUAUGACUCAGCUGUGGAUAAGAUGUUUUAAUGAACUUAGUAAACUGCCGGCUGGAUGCACAUGCUUGCCUGUAUUGGUAUUGUAGUGUUUGUGAGGCGCUGAAAACCUCUGAAGACACAAUGACUCUGAGACAUGUGAGCCAAGAACCUCUGAGUGAGCUUCAGAGGAAUUCACUUCCUGCCAAGCUUCUUUUACUGUGGUUGGGACAAAGUGGUUGUUAUGCAGUGUCAUGACGGGAGAGAGACAAAGGGAACUAUUUGGGUAAAUGCGAUACUCAUAACAUACUGCACACAUACAAAUUACCUAAAGUUUGUACAUGAUACUCACAAUAACUAAAGUGCAAGCAAGUGGACAAUAAAUUAUUUAAGAUGUACUGAUCAAUACAUGGGAAUAUAUGAAUACAGCAUAUUCAGGCUGUCUUAAAAAGUCACAUUUAAUGUAAUACAGUGUGAUAUAUGUGUCUUCUAAAGUGCGUUUGGAGCCGUCUGCUGAUAUAAAGGAUUGUUUGCAGAAGCGGCUGUUCUAAUACACAUUUGAUAAUCAAGUUUGUAAUUCAUGUAACACUGCUCUGUUUUGCUCUAAAUGUUAUGAAUGUAAUAUUUUACUUAACUAUGCAGUGAUGCUCAGAGCCUCUGAAUUAAUCCAUUGAGCUUGUAAUAGACUUUCUUUCAGAAUAGGGUCUAUACAAAACUUAGGUUUAAAUACAUGUUGUAUAUUAUGUAUCUGAUACAAAUUGUUGUUCACUUGCCCUGAUUUAGACUUAAAUAAUCACUCAAAAGCCUUAAGGCCAGCACUGCCUUGAAUUUGGACUUGAUCCAUUUCUCUUU